Chrysochloris asiatica (Cape golden mole) is the source of this 2616-nucleotide messenger RNA. Its product is annotated as glutamate receptor ionotropic, kainate 3-like. The record is from RefSeq and is a predicted model, not a curated record. The coding region runs from base 1 to 2616 and encodes 871 amino acids. Gene Ontology annotation, cellular component: postsynaptic membrane; plasma membrane; kainate selective glutamate receptor complex. Lineage: Eukaryota; Metazoa; Chordata; Mammalia; Afrosoricida; Chrysochloridae. The transcript has 16 exons. Gene Ontology annotation, molecular function: kainate selective glutamate receptor activity; transmitter-gated monoatomic ion channel activity involved in regulation of postsynaptic membrane potential. Gene Ontology annotation, biological process: synaptic transmission, glutamatergic; modulation of chemical synaptic transmission.
AUGACCGCUCCCUGGCGGCGCCUCCGGAGUCUGGUUUGGGAAUACUGGGCCGGGCUCCUCGUGUGCGCCUUCUGGAUCCCGAACUCGCGCGGGAUGCCCCACGUCAUCCGGAUCGGAGGAAUCUUUGAGUAUGCGGAUGGCCCCAACGCCCAGGUCAUGAACUCAGAGGAGCAUGCUUUUCGAUUUUCUGCCAACAUCAUCAACAGGAACAGGACUCUGCUGCCCAACACAACCUUGACCUAUGACAUCCAGAGGAUCCACUUCCAUGACAGCUUUGAAGCCACCAAGAAGGCUUGUGACCAGCUGGCCCUGGGUGUGGUGGCGAUCUUCGGGCCAUCACUGGGUUCCUGCACCAAUGCUGUCCAGUCCAUCUGCAAUGCCCUCGAGGUGCCCCACAUCCAGCUGCGUUGGAAACACCACCCACUGGACAACAAGGAUACUUUCUAUGUGAACCUCUACCCCGACUACGCCUCCCUCAGCCACGCCAUCCUUGAUCUGGUCCAGUAUCUCAAGUGGCGGUCAGCUACCGUGGUCUAUGACGACAGUACAGGACUCAUCCGGCUGCAGGAGCUCAUCAUGGCCCCAUCAAGAUACAACAUCCGCCUGAAGAUCCGCCAACUGCCCAUCGACUCGGAUGACUCUCGGCCCCUGCUCAAGGAGAUGAAGCGAGGCCGGGAAUUCCGCAUCAUCUUCGACUGCAGCCACACCAUGGCAGCCCAGAUCCUCAAGCAGGCCAUGGCCAUGGGCAUGAUGACAGAAUACUACCACUUCAUCUUCACCACUCUGGAUCUUUAUGCAUUAGACCUGGAACCCUACCGCUACUCAGGAGUGAACCUGACAGGCUUCCGGAUCCUCAACGUGGACAACCCCCACGUCUCGGCCAUUGUGGAGAAGUGGUCCAUGGAGCGGCUGCAGGCAGCUCCACGAGCAGAGUCGGGCCUGUUAGAUGGCGUGAUGAUGACCGACGCAGCCUUACUCUACGAUGCAGUCCACAUCGUGUCUGUGUGCUACCAGCGGGCACCCCAAAUGACGGUCAACUCUCUGCAGUGCCAUCGGCAUAAGGCCUGGCGCUUUGGCGGCCGCUUCAUGAACUUCAUCAAGGAGGCUCAAUGGGAAGGAUUAACGGGACGGAUUGUUUUCAACAAAACCAGUGGCUUACGGACGGAUUUCGAUCUGGACAUUGUCAGCCUGAAGGAGGAUGGCUUGGAGAAGGUUGGGGUGUGGAGUCCUGCCGAUGGACUCAACAUCACGGAAGUCGCCAAGGGCCGAGGUCCCAAUGUCACCGACUCUCUGACAAACCGGUCGCUCAUCGUCACCACAGUGCUGGAGGAACCCUUUGUCAUGUUCCGCAAGUCCGACAGGACCCUGUACGGGAAUGACCGGUUCGAGGGCUACUGCAUCGACCUGCUCAAGGAACUGGCUCACAUCCUAGGCUUCUCCUACGAGAUUCGGCUGGUGGAAGAUGGCAAAUAUGGAGCGCAGGACGACAAGGGCCAAUGGAACGGCAUGAUCAAAGAGCUCAUAGAUCACGUUUGGCACCGUGGGCAUGAGAGCCAAUCAGGACCUGAAGCCCCAGGGCAGAGUGUGGAGCAGGCGGGUAGUGAGAUGCUGUUCAGCCCUUACGAGUGGUAUGAUGCUCACCCCUGCAACCCCGGCUCUGAGGUGGUCGAAAAUAACUUCACUCUGCUCAACAGCUUCUGGUUCGGGAUGGGGUCCCUCAUGCAGCAAGGCUCUGAACUGAUGCCCAAAGCUCUGUCCACGCGCAUUAUUGGUGGCAUCUGGUGGUUCUUCACACUCAUCAUCAUCUCCUCCUACACUGCCAACCUGGCUGCUUUUCUGACCGUAGAACGGAUGGAAUCCCCCAUCGACUCUGCUGACGACCUGGCCAAGCAAACCAAAAUCGAGUAUGGGGCUGUCAAGGAUGGGGCCACAAUGACCUUCUUCAAGAAAUCCAAGAUCUCCACCUUCGAGAAGAUGUGGGCCUUCAUGAGCAGCAAGCCCUCGGCUCUGGUGAAGAAUAAUGAGGAGGGCAUCCAGAGGACCCUGACCGCGGACUACGCACUGCUCAUGGAAUCCACGACCAUCGAGUACGUCACCCAGAGGAACUGCAACCUCACCCAGAUUGGGGGUCUCAUCGACUCCAAGGGCUACGGCAUUGGCACACCCAUGGGCUCCCCGUACCGGGACAAGGUCACCAUCGCCAUCCUGCAGCUGCAGGAGGAAGACAAGCUGCACAUCAUGAAGGAAAAGUGGUGGCGGGGCAGCGGCUGUCCGGAGGAAGAGAACAAAGAGGCCAGCGCUCUGGGCAUCCAGAAGAUUGGGGGCAUCUUCAUCGUCCUGGCCGCUGGGCUGGUCCUAUCUGUGCUGGUGGCUGUGGGCGAGUUUGUGUACAAGCUCCGUAAAACAGCUGAGCGAGAGCAGCGUUCUUUCUGCAGCACCGUGGCCGAUGAGAUUCGUUUCUCCCUCACCUGCCAGCGUCGCAUCAAGCACAAACCCCAGCCUCCUAUGAUGGUCAAGACUGAUGCUGUCAUCAACAUGCACACGUUCAAUGAUCGCCGGCUUCCAGGCAAGGACAGUGUGACCUGCAGUACAUCACUGGCUCCUGUGUUCCCCUAG